Messenger RNA from Kazachstania africana CBS 2517, 1914 nucleotides. It is a transcript of the gene PAN3, whose product is annotated as PAN-complex poly(A)-binding subunit PAN3. Gene Ontology annotation, molecular function: metal ion binding; poly(A) binding. The transcript has a single exon. The record is from RefSeq and is a predicted model, not a curated record. Gene Ontology annotation, biological process: nuclear-transcribed mRNA poly(A) tail shortening; mRNA processing. Bases 1 to 1914 code for a protein of 637 amino acids. Gene Ontology annotation, cellular component: PAN complex; P-body. NCBI's taxonomy places the organism in Eukaryota, Fungi, Ascomycota, Saccharomycetes, Saccharomycetales, Saccharomycetaceae.
AUGGAAAAGUUCAAUCCUGAAUGGGCUAAGGAUGUUCCAUGCAGAAAUAUUAUAAUAUAUGGGUACUGUAAAAAGCAGAAAGAGGGCUGUCCUUUCAAUCAUGACGCAGAUCCAGCCAAUACGACCCAGAGUAAUGUCAUAACUCAAAAUACAGUCACUCAUGAACCACCUGCUAAUCGAAUUAAUAACAAUGUAGUGGAAAUAUCAACUAAUUUAGCUAAUACGAAUCUUUCCGAUUUACCAAACUUAUUAAAUAGUCAGCCGAAUAAAGAUAUUCACACUUCUACUUCAACAAAUUCUUUACCUAAAUUCAAUGCCAAGGUAUCAGCUAGUUUCACCCCAAUGGGGACCGCUCAGAGACCAACCAGCGCUGUAGAUAAUGACGCUCCCAAAUCUAAUACUUUCGUCUCUGAAAGCUUCACAUCAUCUUUUACCAAUUUCAAUCCUGUUCUAAACACUAAUCAAAAUCCAGUAGAUACACAAUUCUCACCACAGCAACCUCAGCCUUCAAGUUUAGUCACCGAAAAUGGUGAACCCAUUAGAUAUCCCGGAAUAUACCCACCCCCACAUAGUAUACUGCAAUAUCAUCUUUAUGCACCUGAUCCUCCUCCACAAUUAAAACUACCAUUAAAGCCUAAUGAAAGAUCACCUGAAAUGUUAUUUAUACCAAAUGAUAUUAGAGAAGAAUUAACGAAGAAAAAUCUAGCAUCUUUACAAAUCUUUCCUCCAGGUGGCGCACUUCCUGAUGUUGUUCAGGACUAUUUCGGUUUUGUACCAUUGGACUUCCACCAGAAGAACAGUGAUAUUGAUCGUUAUAAUGGCCAUAAGAACUCUCUUUUCAAAGUUUUCUCAAAUUUUGAUGGCAAAAUUUAUGUCUUGAGAAGAAUUCAUAAUAUAAAACCCAAUUCAAUCGAUUCUAUGGCCAUUUCGAAAACUUUUAAAAAAUGGAAUAGAUUCAAUUCAUCAAAUAUUGUCAAGUUAAAAGAUUUAUUCCUGACUACAAAAUUCGGUGACACUUCUCUAUGUUUUGUCUAUGAUUAUUAUCCAAAUGCAAUGUCAUUGUAUGAGGCUCAUUUUAUCAAUUUCCCACUGAUUCCAAUUACACAAGACUAUCUAUGGACAUACUUAGUGCAAUUGACAAAUGCACUCAGAGAAGUUCACCAAGCUGAUUUAUCAAUAACUAAAUCUUUGAAUUGGGAAAAAAUUCUUGUUACAGGUAAACCUGGUAGAAUUAAAAUCCUAGGUUCAUCUGAAAGCGACCUCCUAAAUUACAAUAAUAGUGACAUUAAUAUUCAUGACAACCAACAAACCGAUUUUUUCAAUCUAGGUACAUUUUUAUUCCAAUUAGCUAAGAAUAUAAACUCAGAAAGUUCGUUUGAGAAUUCUAAAGAAAAUAUUACUGAAGAAAAAACUGAGAAAUUAUCGGUUGAUGAUCAACUCAAAUCUGUACUAAAAUAUCUUUUGAAUGAUAAAAUUCAUGACAAAUCUGUGAUGGAUUUAAGUAAAUUAUUUAUCGACAAAAUUUACUCAACUUUUGAUGCUCUAAAAACUUACUCUGAAUUCAGUGAAAAUGUCUUAUCAAGAGAAUUAGAAAAUUCAAGAUUAUUUAGAUUAAUUUGCAAAUUAAACUUUAUAUUCGGUAGAAUUGAAUCAAGAAUCGACAUAAACUGGUCAGAAUCAGGCGAAAAAUUCCCGAUAAUUUUAUUCUAUGACUUUGUAUUCCACCAAGUUGAUGAAAACGGUAAAUCCGUAAUGGAUUUAACCCACGUUUUAAGAUGUUUGAACAAACUAGACGUUGGGGUUUCAGAAAAAUUGGUUUUAGUGACUCCCGAUGAAAUGAAUUGUAUUAUCAUUAGUUAUAAAGAAUUAAAAGAUUUGAUUGAAUCGACCUUCAGAUCUCUAACACAAUCAUGA